This is a messenger RNA of Dentiscutata erythropus, 701 nucleotides long. NCBI's taxonomy places the organism in Eukaryota, Fungi, Glomeromycota, Glomeromycetes, Diversisporales, Gigasporaceae. The record is from the annotation of a GenBank genome assembly.
AAUCGAUACCAGAAGGGUUACCAGAGCCAGCUGUUAAUAUAUCUGUUAUGGACCAAUGUGAUCAGACAUCCUUGGAAGAUAAGGAAACGAAUGCUUUCUUGAAUGAGGUGCAUAGGAAAAAGGUUAGUGAUGAGAUUAGGCAGAGGAAGCGAGAAAAGAAGCAGAGUGAGCAAGAGACUAGUUUUGGAAAUCUAGGGUUAGUAUCUUGUACCUUAUCAAAGAAGCCCCAAGUUAACGCAUGUAUUCUUGAAAACCGUGAAGAAUCUUCACGAUCAAAGUCAUGUGAUAUGGACGAAUCUGAUCAACAUGACGAAGUUAUUGCAAGUCAUGUGACUUUGAAAACUGUUUCUCAGGAGAAUGAUCAAAUUAAGGCUAAGACAAGUACAUCAGCAAAUGUUGCAUCUCAAUCUAAUCCAACAUCUGAGAUAGUGUCAGCAAAACCUCAAGCCCCUGAUUUCAAGCCUAUCACUUUUGAAGCCAGACCCGAUCCAGAGUUAAUUAUCAAAUCCCCGUGGAGCUCACCAUGCCCUAUUUGCAAUGGAAAACAUGGGAAUUAUGGAUUACAUAGUGAAUGGUAUCGCGAAAAUGGGAAUCAGCUCCCUUAUGAUCCCGAAUUAGCGAAGUUGUAUUCCCAAGAUAAGUUGGAAUAUUGUCUUACCUGCAACACUUCAAGUAAUAAACUCAAAUUAAUCGUAGCAUAG